Messenger RNA from Alternaria ethzedia, 594 nucleotides. RefSeq lists its product as uncharacterized. The record is from RefSeq and is a predicted model, not a curated record. NCBI's taxonomy places the organism in Eukaryota, Fungi, Ascomycota, Dothideomycetes, Pleosporales, Pleosporaceae. Bases 1 to 594 code for a protein of 197 amino acids. The transcript has a single exon.
AUGGCUGCCGAUUCUCUGCCCGAGAACCUCAAUGGAAGCCCGACCAAGACCCGUGGAGCCAUCCGUCUUAAUGAAGCAUUCGAGCGUCUGCGCUGGUCGGUCUUCAAGGACAUCACCAACAUCCUCGUUCUCGAUGAUCCAAAGACUGCCCUAUCGCCCUUCGACGGUCACGCUAUCGCAUCAAAAUCAGCUUCCGGGAUCCCUCUCACCAAGAUAGCCUUCAGCAUCGACGAGCUCAAUCAGUUCGCAGCUCUUGAAACAGGUUUCAGCGAUGACGAGUUCGACGAGCCUGGUUUUGAGGAAAAUCGUCGCUAUCAGCGACCAGAGCCCUUACUUGUUACCAGAGCAGAUGGCGGUACUGUCACAGUCGCAGACGUCGUCCAGCAACUAUCAGUCUACUUCCUCACUCACAAAGAAGACAUACUCAUGGCAAAAGCCUAUACGAAUGGGGAUAUGAGCGACCAUGGAGCGGACGACGAUCAAGCCGCCACUAAUACCCUGGCCAAAGAUCAGGGUGCGUCUCCCGGCACGAGAGUUUUCUUUGACGGGUUCUUUGGUAUCAUAGAGCCCAGCAUGGACUCUGUUCCUGUAUGA